CCCAAAUUCGCGACGCAAUGUGAAUUCGCAUCGUAACGACGACAGUUGUGUACGGAAGAGACAGACCUAGCAACAUAGGGUUAACUAUGAAUAACUCCUGUAUUUUGUUAUAUUUUAUUUCAUAAUUACUCCUGGAUCAUAUUUAAACCGUAAUAAUGUAAUUUAGAGCACGAAAAUUAACCGGAGAUGACCUUAAAUUGGCGGCAGGAUGAGUACUUCGAGUCGCUGCUGGCGCAGCCCGAGGACCCGGAGGCACACAGGGCGUUGGAGCUGCUGGUGGAUGAUAUCCACAAAGACAAGGAAAAGACCAUCAAUGCUUUCAUCUCUCACUAUGGUUCCGAAGACUUUCUCUGGGGUAUUGUCCGGCUACUGGCUGAAAAGAAUGCAAGAGUCGCUGGGAAUGCUGCCUACAUCUUUGGUACCCUAGCAGAGCAUGACGUAGGUCAACUUCGUGUGAUGUCACUGGUCAAGGGGUCCUCGCCUCAUCACAUACUGACCGAUCUCACUGGGAUGCUCUCCUACGACGAUACAGAGUGUGUCAUGAAUGCUGCUGGAACCAUGGGAACAUUGGCGGAGAGCAAGGCUGGUAGAGACUGGAUGCUGGGGGAUUCAUGCUUAGAUGAUCUACUGAGAAAGGUUACCAGUCUCCUAUCCUCGUCUAACAUGUGGACCGCUAGCAAUGCAGCUCUUGUUCUUGCCAGGUUAUCGAUAGCAGAGCAGGGAUGUCAGCGCGUGUUGAAUCAUUACAGCUCUCUGCAAAUCUUGACCAAGCUGGUCGAAUCUCUAGGAAUGGACGAAGCAGGAAGGGGGAUGAAUGCAGCAUUUGCCAUUGGACGUCUCUGUGACAUUGAUGAUGGCCGACUGAGAUUGCUGAAUCACAGAGACUCAGAGAAAAUGCUGGAAAGCUUGUGUUGCAUGUUGACCAGUAAAGACUCCGGCUGUGGCAAGAACGCCUGCUACGCUCUGAGCUGCCUGGCAAGCAGUGACCAGGGUCACAAGCGGCUAUUGCUUCACAAGAACUCGGAUCUGAUGCUCCAUCUGCUGGCUCAGCAGCUGAGUAACGACGAUGGAGAGACAGCAUGGUUUGCUGCUAUGACACUUCGAACUCUGGCUGGAAAGAGACAGGGUGUACUCAGACUUAGAGACCAUGCCGAUGUUGUACCACUCCUAAAGCAAAUAUCCCUGACGCCUAGCGUGAACCCUGACCUCUUGGAAGAAGUUGACCUGACCCUUGAACUCUUGAAGCACCUUGCCAGACCCGAAGCUCCUGGGUUAGAGGUCAAAGGUCCCCAUGAGAUAGAGGUCACUUGGCCGGUCGUGGAGUUGAAGAGCGGAUCGCCUGUGACAUACACCUUGUUCUGUGAAAGCAAGCAGGUGUAUCAUGGUCCUGACACUGUGCAGCUAGUCUCUAAUCUCAGACCCUUCACCAAGUAUUCCUUCAAGCUUCAGAUACACACCGAGGGGGAUGACAGUCCUCAUAGCAACGACUGUGUUGCUAAGACACAGGAUGCUGUUCCCGAUGCUCCAGAGGCAUUGCGUAUCCUGGGUAUAACCACCUCCCAGAUCAGACUAGGAUGGGCCCCGCCCCAGUACAACAACGGCGGCCUCAAGGGAUACGUGGUCUACAACGGCAAGCAUCAGGUGGAAAUGACCUCUGAACUCAACUCCAUCAUCAGCGGCCUGGCUCCAAAAACCACAUAUGAGCUUCAUGUAUGUGCAUGUAAUCAUAAAGGGAAAGGACCUAAAUCCUCUAUCUCUGCAACAACAGAAGAACUUGGGAAGCACGCACCUAGCAAACCGACGCUGACGGCACGUGGGCGGAGUCAAAUCCACGUGACCUGGGCCCCGCCCGAUUACCCCUUAGGAAGGAUAUACCGUUUUGAAGUCACCAUGAACGGUAAAGUGGUUUACUCAGGGCGAGAGCUGAGCUUCACUGUCAAGAAUCUCACUCCUAAUACUGAGUAUUCCUUUACGGUGAUCGCUGUGACCAGUGAAGGCAAAUGUGAGAGUGACCCAGUGAAGAAGAAAACUGGAAAGGAUGAAUAUAAUGUCCAGUCUACAGCCCCAGUCUUCUUCUCUCACCCAACCAAAGUAUCCUUAGAAGCAAAGCCAAGCAACAAAGCCAUGGAAAGAUCACAUCCUCGAUCUCUUUCAAGGCACAGUAAGAAGAGAGAACAUCAUUUGAAGCCAGGGAGUUCCCCUGCAAGCUUUGAUACAUCAAUCUCAAGACCCAUAUCAGCUGCAUCCAGCUCAUGGAGUGGGAAUCACAAAAAGAGGUCAUCUAGAGUUCGUAGUGCGCGGAAACAGAGGGAGUCUCAUCAAUCGAGCACGGAUGAUGCCCGUAAGAAUCGUCACAUCGCCGCUUUGAAGAUGCUGGAGAGAGGUCAGAAAUCAUCUACAGGAGAAGAGUCCUCAGAGUGGUCUGAGGAGGACCAGUGGAAAAGACUUACACACCGGCAGGUCGCUGGUUCAAACCACACCACAGUGAAUCCAAGUAGACACAGUGAGCCAAAGGAUGAGCCAGAAUUCUUGAGUGUCACCGUAUCUUACAAGGAUUGCAGCGAUGAUGAUGCGCUUCACAGAGAGGGCGCUACUGAGAAAUCUGCUUCGGCGGAAUCAAACGAGAUCAGGAGAAAGCAUAAGGUGUCUCGGAAGGACGUUACAUUUGACGACAAAGUGUUUUCUGAAAAGAGAGACAGGAGAAAGCAGCAUCCCGUUGGAGCACAUGGAGAAGGUUUGCCUAGCGAAGGAAUCCUAGAGCACUUCCCUGCGGACAGUGUGGACAGGAGGGCCUUGAUGCGUCUUUCGAUGUCCAUGAAGAGACAACAGACUGCCCUAGGAGUGGAACAUGAAGGUUUGAAGUAUCCCGGAGACGUCAUGUCGUCUCAUAUUCCUCAGAGGACUGGUCGAUUGCACCAUGCCAGCAAGCAGGAUUCCAAUUCGAAGAAGCAGCGCCAGCUUGAGUCUCUGGCCCACGGCAACCGCCUAUCGUUCAACCCUUCCCUUGCCAUGCAAGACCUCAGGUUGCAGGAGAACUCAAAUACCUCAAACAAUCCAACAUCCGGUGCUGGGGAGAACAAAGACUUCACCUUGAUGGCCAAUGGGUGUGUCGUCUACCAAGAGAAACCCGACUCUGCCGAGAAGAAGGAGCAUCCGAUGAGGCGCAAGUCAUCUGUCCAAGAGGACAUCAACGACGUGGAGAAGCUACCGGACCAGCUGCCUGACAGGUCGCCCAGGGACGUCGGAUCCCUCAGAGGCUCUUGGAAUGAUGUCGAUAGGUUUGGGUUUAGCGACAGUGAUAACGAUGUCUUUGACGAAGCGGGCGGGAUGGUCAGUGGAGCACCUAGUCUUCUUGAUGAUAACAAUAACCACAACAGCAAUAGCAGCACCAGAGGAGAUAAAUCACUCUCUGCCAUCAACAAGGGACUCAAACGGGAUAUCCUCUCCAGGAACCCACUGAUGGAUCACGCCUUGCCAUCACGGAGCAUCUUAGCUGACCACGGCUCCUUCUAUCAGAGAACCAAUACCUUCAUCUCAAGCCAUCGGCCCACCCUUAAGAAGAAUCUAGCAAGACUAGUAGCCCCUGGCCCCCACAACAUGCCCCCUCCGUCCAGCGCUCAGACAUCGACCUAUGACCCCGAGUUCCCUAGCAACAAGAAGUCUGGGGGCGGGGCCAAUAGUUACCAGUUCAUCCCCACCCAAUUCCGCACCCAGCCGGUCAACCUACCCACCCCUCUCCUUCCCAGGGGAAACACGCUUGCCAGUUUACAAGACAGAAUCUUACCGGCCAAUCUAAGGCUCGCACGCUGUUAUACUAGUCCAGAAAUUGAUCGUGCCUUUGUACGGAAGCUUGAGGCCCUUUCACAUUUGUCAUCAUCUCCAGGUGCUAAAUCAGCUCCAUUCUGCAAUGACUGUGGUAAAGAAUCAGACCCCAAGCCCGUCUCCCUCCGUUAUUCACACAAACAUGAAUCACACGCCCUCCAUGGCCCCAGAUUAAGGAGUGGUCAUUCGGGGAUGAUGUCACCCCCUGUUGCUAGGCGACACCAUCGCUCCUUCCUCCAAGACCACACCCAUCAUCAUUAGAGAACCAUCUUCUAGAGGAACAUUUUAAUAUGGCACAAAACCUACCGGAUUAUUAGCAUUGUUAUGGUUUCCCAACAUAUUGCUAGGUAAACAAAAUUAUUAUCUCCUCCAAAGAUUAUUUUACUUGUUUCCUAGCUACCUAAUCAUGAAAUUUAACAGUUCCAAGAUUUUGCCUGUUUUUGUAUGAUUUCUGUUAAAAUUUAGAACGAACUGUCAUAUAGACAGUGUCAUUGGUUUGCAGUAUAUGAAAAUGAAACUGAAUCAGAGAAAUGUGAUAUUUCUCACACAGAUAAUGAUGAUUUAAAAUGAUCUUCUUCCUCAAAAUCACUGUUUUGGUAAUU
This is a messenger RNA of Strongylocentrotus purpuratus (purple sea urchin), 4424 nucleotides long. RefSeq lists its product as uncharacterized. Gene Ontology annotation, cellular component: neuron projection. Gene Ontology annotation, biological process: axon guidance. The transcript has 23 exons. Lineage: Eukaryota; Metazoa; Echinodermata; Echinoidea; Camarodonta; Strongylocentrotidae. The coding region runs from base 187 to 4083 and encodes 1298 amino acids. The record is from RefSeq and is a predicted model, not a curated record. Gene Ontology annotation, molecular function: transmembrane-ephrin receptor activity; protein binding.